Prorocentrum cordatum is the source of this 1083-nucleotide messenger RNA. NCBI's taxonomy places the organism in Eukaryota, Dinophyceae, Prorocentrales, Prorocentraceae. The record is from the annotation of a GenBank genome assembly.
GCCGUCGGGAGCACCACGCUCGGCCUCGCCUACGGCCUCAACGCGGCGGAGCUCGUGGUGGCUGCGGCCAUGCCGUCCUCCGCCGCGCGCGCGGCCGCGGUGUUCUACCCGAUCACCGUGUCGGUCUGCAAGGCGUCGGGCUCCGACCCCGCCAGGGGCACCCGCCUGAAGAGCGGCGCGUUCCUGGUGGAGUGUUGCUACCAGGCGACGGCCACGUCGUCUUGCCUGUUCCUCACCGGAGCCGCGCAGAACUUCUUUAUUCUGAAGCUGGCAGCGGGCGUGGGGAUCGAUGUGCCGUCGCCCUUCGCAACCUGGUUCAAGGCUGCGUUUGCACCUGCUAUGGCAUCCUUUUUGCUCGCGCCGCUGGUGGCGUACGUCAUUCUCGAGCCCGAGGACAAGAAGACACCGCAGGCGCCAGUUGAUGCAGCGAGACGCUUGGAGGACAUGGGUCCUGCCACCGACGACGAGAAGGUGUUUGGCCUCGUCAUCCUGGGAAUGGUAGUCCUCUGGGGCAUGGCCUCCACGCUCGGGGUGCCCCCAGUGGUCACCGCCGUCUCGGGCCUGUCCGUGCUGAUCCUGGCCGGCGUGCUGACGUGGGACGACUGCGUCAAAAACAAGGCUGCUUGGUCCACGUUCGUGAACUUUGCGCUCCUGGUCAGCCUGGCAUCGAUGUUGAACAACCUGGGGAUAGUCAGCUGGCUGGCCACGACGAUCACUGGACUGAUCACCGCCGCCGGUCUGGGCGGCGUGUCUGCCUUCUUCGUCAUAGUGGUCGCGUACUGGCUCGUGCACUACGCUUUCGCCUCGCAGGUGGCGCACGUGUCUGCCCUCUUCCAGCCGUUCCUGUUGAUGCUGGUGCAGACGGGCACGCCCCCGCUUCCGGCCGUGUUCACGCUCGCGUUCGCCUCCAAUUUGUUCAUGUCCCUGACGCCGUACGCCUCCGCGCAGUCUGCGGUCAUCAUGGGGGGCGGGUACGUCAGCACAGGAGAGUGGUACAAGUGCGGCUUUGUCUACUUCCUGUUUUAUCUUGUGUUAUGGAUUGGUAUCGGUGCCCCAUGGUGGAAGCUGAUCGGCCUGCUGUGA